UGCGCCCACAAAAAUAAUGGACGUCGGUGGGAACAGUGGUGGGCUUCCUGUAAACAAUAAACAGAGAGCUAUGUUACCUAAUAAAAGCAGGGGCGAGUUUACCCGAAACCCAAGAAAAGAUUCAGAGGGGCUGUCAGAGUCUCCAGAUCUGGAGUUUGAGUAUGCCGAUACAGACAAGUGGGCUGCUGAGCUGUCAGAGCUGUACAGUUACACCGAAGGACCAGAGUUUGCCCUCAAUAGGCAGUGCUUUGAGUUCGAAUUCAGAACACAUGUUUCUGAUAAGAAGUGGACAGAGCUUGAUGCAUCGCAGCAGAGAGCUCACGCCAUGCGCCUGCUGGACGGUCUAGAGAUGAUCGCUCGGGAGAAGAGGCUGAAGGUUGCCAGAGCCAUUCUUUACAUGGCUCAGGGAACCUUUGCUGAGUGCAGCUCUGAGGCUGAGGUGCAGCACUGGAUGAGAUACAACAUCUUUCUGCUGCUGGAUGUGGGGACCUUCUCUGCUCUGGUGGAGCUGCUCAACAUGGAGAUUGAUAACAGCGCUGCCUGUAGUAAUGCUGUCAGGAAACCAGCCAUCUCCCUUGCUGACAGCACAGAUCUCAGAGUGCUGCUCAACAUAAUGUACCUGAUGGUGGAAACCAUACAACAGGAUGACCCUGCCGACAAGCCUGAAUGGAAGGUCAUCCGGGAAACCUUCAGAGCGGAACUAGUCUCUAAUCUAGGAGCACCUCUUUUCAACAACGAGCCGAUUUCCGUCAUGCUCUUCGGUAUGGUUACCAAGUUCUGCAGCGGUCAUGCCCCUCACUUCCCGAUGAAGAAGGUGUUGUUGCUGUUGUGGAAAAGCAUCCUGUUCACCCUCGGAGGGUUUGAGCAGCUCCAAAGCAUAAAGGUUCAAAAGCGUGAGGAGCUGGGUCUUCCCCCUCUCCCGGAGAACAGCAUCCGAGUGAUUCGCAGUAUGAGGGCCGCUUCUCCUCCUGCGUCUGCAUCCGACCUCAUAGAGCAGCAGCAGAAACGGGCGCGCCGCGAACACAAGUCGUUGAUCAAACAGGACAACCUUGACGCAUUCAACGAAAAGGAUCCUUACAAAGCAGACGACUCACGUGAGGAUGAGGACGACAACGAUGACAAUGAUAACUCUAUAGAGCCGGAGACUUUCCCUCUAGAGAGGGACGAGGUGAUGCCUCCGCCUAUUCCUCACCCUCCAUCAGAGAGGGUGUCCUUCCCCAAAGGUCUGCCGUGGGCUCCUAAAGUCAGGGAAAAGGACAUUGAAAAUUUCCUAGAAUCAAGUCGAAGUAAAUUCAUUGGUUACACACUUGGAAAUGAUACAGAUACAGUUGUUGGCUUGCCCCGGCCAAUUCAUGAGAGCAUAAAGACGUUAAAGCAGCACAAGUACGUCUCUAUUGCCGAGAUACAGAUUGCAAAGGAGGAGGAGUUUCAGAAAACCCCUCUGUCCGGGGGUGAAGAAGAUGUGGAAUUGUCCUCAAUUGAGCUGCUCUAUCAAGGAAUUCUGCCCAGUCUGCCUCAAUACAUGAUCGCUCUGCUGAAGAUCCUGCUCGCUGCAGCUCCGACUUCCAAAGCCAAGACGGACUCCAUCAACAUCCUGGCAGACGUGCUGCCGGAGGAGAUGCCGACCACAGUGCUGCAGAGCAUGAAACUCGGUGUUGAUGUGAAUCGACACAAAGAGAUCAUCGUGAAGGCCAUCUCUGCCAUCCUGCUGCUGCUCCUCAAACACUUCAAACUAAACCACAUCUACCAGUUUGAGUACAUGGCUCAACAUCUCGUGUUUGCAAACUGCAUCCCCCUCAUUCUCAAGUUCUUCAACCAGAACAUCAUGUCGUACAUCACGGCCAAAAACAGCAUUUCAGUACUCGACUUUCCUCAUUGCGUGGUGAACGAGCUGCCGGAGUUAACCGCAGAGAGUUUGGAAGCAGGAGACACCAAUCAGUUCUGCUGGAGGAAUCUGUUCUCCUGCAUCAACCUACUGAGGAUCCUCAACAAACUGACCAAGUGGAAGCACUCCAGAACAAUGAUGUUGGUGGUGUUUAAGUCCGCUCCCAUCCUGAAGAGGGCGCUAAAGGUGAAGCAGGCCAUGAUGCAGCUUUACGUCCUCAAGCUUCUCAAAGUGCAGACCAAAUACCUGGGCCGCCAGUGGAGGAAGAGCAACAUGAAGACCAUGUCGGCCAUUUAUCAGAAGGUCCGACAUCGGCUCAACGACGACUGGGCUUACGGGAAUGAUCUGGAUGCUCGACCUUGGGACUUCCAGGCUGAGGAGUGUGCUCUGCGUGCGAACAUCGAACGCUUCAACAGUCGCCGCUAUGACAAGAGCCAAAGCAACCCGGACUUCCUGCCUGUGGACAACUGUCUGCAGAGCGUCCUGGGACAGCGGGUGGACCUGCCCGAGGACUUCCAGAUGAACUAUGACCUGUGGCUGGAGCGGGAAGUCUUCUCCAAACCCAUUUCCUGGGAAGAACUGCUGCAGUGACAAUCAUCGACUUUUAUAAAUAAAGUUUAAAUCAGGAGUUCUGACGAGCCACCAACAGGACUCAGCAUCAUGUGGCUCCUGACUGAAGCUGACGCCCAGGUGCAGACAUACAAUCGUCACGUUUUACAGUUUGAAUGCUGCUCUAAAUAUAUGCUUCAUGUGAUGAACUUUUGAGACUUGUUCCCCCCAUUAAUGCCCCCACAGAUUAUUUUAAAUGAAUUCAGCGCUACUGAUUUACAUGUGGACUUGAGCCCCCCCGACUUCCUUUACAUAUACAGGUGUUGCUCAGUGCCUCUUACCUGCUACCAAAGGUCAGUCCGUUUUACCUUGAAACACUACAUGACGGUUUGAAUCUGGUUUAAUACACACAAAGCCAAGAAACUGGUGAUGGAUCCAAACGUCAAACUAAGAAAGAAUCAGACAAAAGGUCAGGAUGUAUUUAAAGCUCGCCAUUUUUAAAGUCACUGGGAGCUUUGAAAACAGUGCUUCUCUUUUUGUCCGAUUCUUACAUCUCACGGGUUUAUCUUUUCAGAGAGAACAGGUGUGGGGCUUUUUAUUCAUUUUAUCGUUAGUAUAAUCCAAACUUUGACAGUGUAAGAGAACACACUCCUGUUCACCCGGCUCGCCCUUUGUUGUUCGAUGUUAUUUGCAUUAUUCUGAGUGUUGCCUACACACCUUUACUCUGGGACCAUGCAGGCGUUCAGACCUUAUUAUUUUUACCUGAAGUAACUCAUUAGCAUCGUGGUUUGCUUUGUUGUGUCGAAAAAAAUGGUGGCACAUGUUCACAUAAAUUGGUUGUGUGAGAGAAAAGCAAGUUUCUGAUUUGAGAUCGUUCAUUUCUUUAGUUUCAGACAGCGGUUCUGAACUGAAGGGGAAAACUCAGUUAAAUUACGAGUUACAGAACCAGAAUUCUCUUUCUACUUUUUAACAUCGUUUUGUUUUAGUACAUUAAGGACAUUAAAAUACAUGUAAAUUGUGAACCUUAUUUAUCAUGGCUUUGUCUUUGUUUUACAUGGACUUAUACUGUAAUAAAAUGAUACUGUCA
Eleginops maclovinus (Patagonian blennie) is the source of this 3521-nucleotide messenger RNA. RefSeq names its product striatin interacting protein 1 (gene strip1). The transcript is spliced from 20 exons. Gene Ontology annotation, biological process: cytoskeleton organization. NCBI's taxonomy places the organism in Eukaryota, Metazoa, Chordata, Actinopteri, Perciformes, Eleginopidae. The record is from RefSeq and is a predicted model, not a curated record. The coding region runs from base 17 to 2476 and encodes 819 amino acids. Gene Ontology annotation, cellular component: cytosol.